Micromonas pusilla CCMP1545 is the source of this 1228-nucleotide messenger RNA. RefSeq lists its product as uncharacterized. The annotation marks the transcript as partial. The transcript is spliced from 2 exons. Lineage: Eukaryota; Viridiplantae; Chlorophyta; Mamiellophyceae; Mamiellales; Mamiellaceae. The record is from RefSeq and is a predicted model, not a curated record.
AUGUCGCGACCGCGGUCGUCGUCGCCGCCACCGCCGCGGUCGCCGUUCGACCCCAUCCCCAGAGACGCGCUGUACGGCGCGAACGGCGGCCGAACGGAAGCGAGCGACCUCUACCUCCUCGAGCACGAGCGACGGCGCGCGUCCACGAGGGCGUGGGGGCGCGCGUCCAGAGCGCGCGCGAGAGCCGCGAGGGACGCGAAAGACACGCUGGACGCCAUGCGCGCGCACGUCGCGUCGACGUCGCGGCGACGGCGCGAGGCGGAGCUGGACCCGGACGCGGUGCGCCGUCGCGCGGAGGCGGGGGUCGCGCGCGCGGGGAUCGGGGGCGGCGACGGCGACGCGCCGGCGCGGGGGUCGUUCGCAGUCGGGAACGCGCGGUUGCUCGCGUACGUCGCGACGCACUCGCCAUCGCGCGUGAUGAAGAGCGAUUCGCGAAUUCGCUUCGCCGCCGGCGCGUCGUCGUCGUCGUCGUCGUCGUCGCACAAGUCGACGACGUCCGCGGGCGUAGGCGGCAUUCCGUCCUUCCCCGCCGCGGCCGCGAGCGCCCUCGCGCGUCUCUCCGCGGCCUCGGCCACGAGCGCGCGGAUAUCCCUCGACCCGCGGAUAUCCGGCGCCGCCGCGACCGCCGCGACGGCGACGACCGGCGCCGGCGCGCCACCCAACGCCGCCGCGAGCGCGUCGACCCCGCCCAGCCUGCUCCCCUCCCCCACGAACGCGCCGCCGCUCGCCGCCGCCGGGACGUUCGCGACGCACCCCGCGGCGGUCAACAUCGCGCUCGUCCGCUCUCGUAUGUGCUCGAACCGUCUCUUCCCCAAGUUCGCGCCGCCGUACACCCGCGCCACGACCACGGCGUACCCGACCGCUCUUCGCGCGUUGAGCUCCGCGCGGAUCGCCGCGCCGCCGCGCGACUCGCCGUCGUCGUCGAACCCGCUGUCGACCUUCGCCGCCGCCGAAGCCUUGCGCUUCUUCGCGGAGGAAGCCGGUUUCGAAGAAGAAGAAGGCGCCGUGACCGCCGCGGGACACCUCCACGCGCUCAUGGCGUGAUCGGCGUGCUUCACCGCGACGUCUCGCUUCACGUGCGCGAUGGCCGCGCGCGCGAUCGAAGCGGUGAGGCACGGGUACGCGAGGUGCGCGACGAAGACGCUGCCGCGGUCCACGAUCGGCGUGCUGUGGAGGAUCGUCAGCGAGCCGGAGCGACCGGCCAGCGCGGUCGUCUCGCGGCGGUGCA